Anoplophora glabripennis (Asian longhorned beetle) is the source of this 1128-nucleotide messenger RNA. Its product is annotated as alcohol dehydrogenase [NADP(+)]-like. The record is from RefSeq and is a predicted model, not a curated record. Gene Ontology annotation, molecular function: aldose reductase (NADPH) activity. Gene Ontology annotation, cellular component: cytosol. Bases 61 to 1041 code for a protein of 326 amino acids. The transcript is spliced from 5 exons. Lineage: Eukaryota; Metazoa; Arthropoda; Insecta; Coleoptera; Cerambycidae.
UCUCAUCUAGUUCAACUCAAGCUGUGGACGGUAUUGUUUGUAGUUAACUUUACAGCAGCUAUGGCAGCGAAAAUAUUUAAGGAACUGCCAGGAGGUCUCAAGAUGCCCGCCAUUGGACUUGGUACUUGGCAGGUCACUAAUGAGGCAGAACUAGAAAACGCCCUGAACGCUGCCCUUGAGAUAGGUUACCGCCACAUCGACACCGCUUUCGUUUACCAAAACGAACACAUUAUUGGUCGUGUGCUGCAAGAAUGGUUCUCAUCUGGAAAACUAAAGCGGGAGGACCUAUUUAUAACCACUAAGCUUCCAAUGCAAGGUGUACACCAGGAUAGAGUAGAGUUGUUCAUAAAGAAGUCACUGGAAAAUCUUCAAUUGGACUACGUUGAUUUAUAUUUGAUACAUUUCCCUGUUGGAAUUAAACACGACGACGGUCAAAAUCGACCACCGCCAGAGAAAAUCCAAACGGAGCCGAGCGACCAUGUAGCCAUUUGGAAGAAAAUGGAAGAGCAGGUGGAUGCUGGUAGAACCAAGACUAUUGGAGUAUCGAAUUUUAACAUCAGGCAGGUUGACACAGUAAUAAAAUCAGCUAGAAUCAAGCCGGCGUGUCUCCAAAUCGAGUUGCAUGUUUAUUUACAACAAAGAGAAUUAGUGAAUUUCUGCCAACAAAAUGGUCUUGUUGUAGUGGCUUAUGCUCCUUUGGGGUCUCCAGGAUAUAAUAAGUUUACCGCACAGUUUGGAAAUGAACCCAAAAAUCUGCCCGAUAUGCUCAACGAUAAAACAAUCAAGAAAAUUGCCACCAAGCAUAAGAAAACCAACGCACAAGUUAUGCUGCGAUACCUCUUGCAGAGAAACAUCGUGGCUAUACCAAAGAGCGUUACUCCAGCUAGACUCAAAGAGAACAUAGACGUAUUCGAUUUUUCUUUGGACGGCGUAGAUAUGAAAGCUUUGGAUGAUCUUGAGGUUGGUGAAGAAGCUCGAGUGUGUGACUUCAAAUUUUUCCCAACGUUGUUGCAGCAUCCAGAGUUUCCUUUCUCCAAGUAAUAAUUGUUAUUGUAAUGUCCUUAGUACAUUUAUUACAUCAAAUUUAUUUUGCAUUUCUAUUACAUAAUAAAUGAUUUAUUAUUAUAA